AUGUCAUUUGUGAAAGAAGAGUCAUCAAUGAGAAAAGACGAUCUUGAGUUAAGAAAAAAAUCUCUGGAUCAGUUUGAAGCUGCGGAAAGAAAUUUUAAGGCUUCAUUGCAGCAAAUGACAGAAGAGAUUGCUGGAACCAUGAAAGAAGGUUUCAUGAUGAUAGCUUCAAUGUAUCAGCCACAGUAUCAGCAGCAGCAAGGUUUUCAAAACCAAUUUCAUAUGCCUGACAACCAAAGUGGACACCAUAAUGUGCUGCAGAAUGUACACCAAAAUUUAAACCAGAAUGUACACCAGAAUGUACAAAAUGUCCACCAGAAUGUGCACCAGAAUGUGCACCAACAUUUACAGAAUGUACAACAGAAGGGAGAUAACAGGGAUACAGACAAAACAUUCACAAAACUUCAAAACAGAGAACAGUGCUUUUGA
Rhopilema esculentum is the source of this 426-nucleotide messenger RNA. The record is from RefSeq and is a predicted model, not a curated record. NCBI's taxonomy places the organism in Eukaryota, Metazoa, Cnidaria, Scyphozoa, Rhizostomeae, Rhizostomatidae.